Schistosoma intercalatum is the source of this 1398-nucleotide messenger RNA. Lineage: Eukaryota; Metazoa; Platyhelminthes; Trematoda; Strigeidida; Schistosomatidae. The record is from the annotation of a GenBank genome assembly.
AUGAAUAUUUUAUCAGUAGUAUAUAAUGCUCAAAUAUUGUCAAAUCGAUCUCCAUCUGUUGAUAAACCUAAAGUUCAACAAUCAUCUAAUGGACUUACUGGCAUUGGAAAAACUGUAGUGGAUAUUCAAAUUAAUGGAGCUUUAUUGGCAAAUGCAAAGACAGAUGAACUGAUCAGAUGGGAUCCUAUUUAUGAUAAUUCUAAUUCAAAUGAUUACAUGAAACUAUCUAUUACAAUCCGUCGUUUGAUUGGAAAAUUGGUUAAACUGGCUAUUCCUCCAGGAUCCGAUGAUGGAGAUUUUGGAAAAGUUAUACUUUCUAAAGUAUAUAUUCCUAUUACAGGAUCUCAAGUGUUUGGUGGAGUGACAGCCACGCUGUCAGUGAGGUUUUUAUAUCCUAAUGCACAAAAACUAAAUAUCGAUUCAAUAAUGGAUCAUUUAAAAUCUAGUUAUGUUCGUAAUAGCGAAAUAUCAUCCUUGAAAAUCAUCCAACUUAAAGUGAAUGCAGAAAACGUGGAACAGACCGAUUCAUCUCAACAACCAACAACUGAACUGCGAGCAGUGAACACAAACGGAAGUUUGUCAUCACAAAGUGUACUGCCCGAGAACGGAGUUACCACUGACAAUGUGACAGGAGGUGGACAGCAGGACGGAGGAAGCACAACACAGACGGAAACAGAAACAAUAAGUCAUUCAAUGCCUUCGCCAACUGAGCAUCCAUCAACUGAAGCAGAAAACGUGGAACAGACCGAUUCAUCUCAACAACCAACAACUGAACUGCGAGCAGUGAACACAAACGGAAGUUUGUCAUCACAAAGUGUACUGCCCGAGAACGGAGUUACCACUGACAAUGUGACAGGAGGUGGACAGCAGGACGGAGGAAGCACAACACAGACGGAAACAGAAACAAUAAGUCAUUCAAUGCCUUCGCCAACUGAGCAUCCAUCAACUGAAGCAGAAAACGUGGAACAGACCGAUUCAUCUCAACAACCAACAACUGAACUGCGAGCAGUGAACACAAACGGAAGUUUGUCAUCACAAAGUGUACUGCCCGAGAACGGAGUUACCACUGACAAUGUGACAGGAGGUGGACAGCAGGACGGAGGAAGCACAACACAGACGGAAACAGAAACAAUAAGUCAUUCAAUGCCUUCGCCAACUGAGCAUCCAUCAACUGAAGCAGAAAACGUGGAACAGACCGAUUCAUCUCAACAACCAACAACUGAACUGCGAGCAGUGAACACAAACGGAAGUUUGUCAUCACAAAGUGUACUGCCCGAGAACGGAGCUUCCAGUCAUCAAAAUAUUGUUCAUUCAAACCAUGUUUUAGUUGCUCAUUACGAAUGUCAAACUUCUCUGAAUCAAUCUUCUAAUUGUGAAAGUUUGUCUGAUACAGGUUAG